Messenger RNA from Capra hircus (goat), 3578 nucleotides. RefSeq names its product chromosome 18 C19orf68 homolog (gene ZSWIM9). Bases 92 to 2854 code for a protein of 920 amino acids. The record is from RefSeq and is a predicted model, not a curated record. The transcript is spliced from 4 exons. Lineage: Eukaryota; Metazoa; Chordata; Mammalia; Artiodactyla; Bovidae. Gene Ontology annotation, molecular function: zinc ion binding.
CGCGCGGGGCAUCCCGGGAGCAAGGGCCGGGCCGGGCCACGGCGCGGGGCAUUGUGGGAGGUGGACGCCGCUCCGGGGCGGGCGCCCCAGGAUGGAGCCUCCACCUGGCACAGCGGCGGGGCAGGAGGAGCAGGAGCUGCGGGAGAGGGCCUUCUUCUCGUGGGCCGAGUUCAGUCGCUUCUUCGACGCGUGGUGCCAGCAGCGGCUGGCACUCUUCUUCGUCAAGAGCUCCAUGCACCUGGCGCGCUGCCGCUGGGCCAGCGCGCCCCCGCUCUACACGCUCAUCGACGUACUCAAGUACAGCUACGUGCGGCUGGUGUGCAAGGACGUGCGCGCGCCCAGCCGGCCCGCCGUGGGGCCCCCCCAGCCUGGCUGCCCGGCUUUCAUCAUUGUCAAGCUGAGUCCGCUGCGGGACCGCCUCGUGGUGACGGAGUGCCAGCUGACCCACUCGCACCCGGCCUGCCCGCUCGAGUUCGCCUACUACUUCCGCCCGGGCCACCUGCUGGCCAACGCCUGCCUACCUGUGCGCACCACCAACAAGAUCUCCAAGCAGUUCGUGGCCCCAGCCGACGUGCGCCGCCUGCUCUCCUACUGCAAGGGCCGAGACCACGGCGUCCUGGACGCCCUGCACGUGCUCGAAGGGCUCUUCCGCACCGACCCCGAGGCCAAGGUGAAGCUGGUGUUCGUGGAGGACCAGGCAGUGGUGGAGACCGUGUUCUUCCUGACGUCACGCACCCGGGCGCUGCUGCGGCGCUUUCCACGCAUGCUUCUGGUGGACCGACUGCCGGGGCUGCAGGGCGCGCUGGAUCUGCUGGCGGUGCUGUGCGUGGACGGCGCGGGCCGCGCGCGUCAGGCCGCCUGCUGCGUGGCGCGCCCGGGCACGCCGAGCCUGCUGCGCUUCGCGCUGGCCUCGUUGCUGCAGAGCGCGCCGGAUGUCAAGGGCCGCGUGCGCUGCCUGACUGCCGGGCCCGAGGUGGCGGCGCAGCUGCCCGCCGUGCGCCAGCUCCUGCCCGGCGCGCGCGUCCAGAUCUGCAGGGCGCAGGGCCUGGAGACGCUCUUCAGCAAGGCGCAGGAGCUGGGCGGCGCUGGCCGCGAGGACCCGGGCCUGUGGCCCCGCCUCUGUCGCCUGGCGGGCGCGUCGUCCCCCGCCGCCUACGCCGAGGCCCUGGCCGAGCUGCGAGCCCACGGCCCGGCCGCCUUCGUCGAUUACUUUGAGCGCAACUGGGCGCCACGCCGGGACAUGUGGGUGCGCUUCCGCGCCUUCGAAGCGGCCCGCGACCUGGACGCGUGCGCCUUGGUGCGCGGCCACCGCCGGCGUUUACUGCGCCGCCUGAGCCCCUCGCGCAGCGUAGCGCAAUGCCUGCGCGAUCUGGUGGCCAUGCAGUGGGCUGAUGCGGCUGGGGAGGCAGCGCCCGACGUUUCCGACGACGCGGGCCCUUGGCUGGAGGGGGAGCCAGGGAGGGGAGCCCAGGUGGAGAACCAGAGGUUGAAGGGCCUAGAAACCGGAGACUGGGGAGGGGCGCGGAAGGAGGGGAGUUUUUGGAGAGAAGCCCAGGUGGAGAAGGAGUGGGCCCGAGGGCUGGAGACCAGAGACCGGGGAGGGGCUCAGGUGGAAAGUGAGAAGGGGAGAGGGUUGCAAAUCCGAGACUGGAGAGGGGUCCAGUUGGAAAACCAGGUGAGAGGGCUAGAGGGGAGUGUCUGGAGAGGGUCCCAGGUGGAGAAGGAGCACUUGAGAGCUCCCGAGAUCCGAGACUGGAGGGGGGGCCCGUUGGAGGGUGAGAAAGAUUGGGGGCUGGAGGGUUAUAUCUGGAGGGGGGCACAGGUGGAGGACCAGCGGUUGAGAGGACUGGAAGGGUAUACCUGGAGGCUGGCGCAGCUGGAGGAUCGAAGGGUUAGGGUGCUGGAGACAGCAGACGGGAGGGGGACCCAGUUUGACUGUGAGAGGGCCAGAAGUCAUGAUGGGAGCUCCUGGAGGGGGCCCAAGUUGCACGAUGAGCAGGUAAGUGGCCUGAAAACCAGGGACUGGAAGGGGCUGCAUCUGGAAGCGGAGAAGGAGAGGGGGCUGGAGGUCAGAAACUGGAGGGGGGUCCCUGUGGAGAAGGCCCUGGAACUGGUCCCCGAGAAUGGAGACCCCAGGGGGCCCCAGUGGGGAGAUGGGAGGCAGAGGGGGCCAGAGACUAGAGAAGGAGGAGCGAGGUUGGGUGUCAAAAGAAGAAGGGGCCUGGAGGAUGUAGUUCUGAUCCAGCUGGGGGACCCAAGGGGGGCAGGCCUGGAGAAUGGAGACGGACGGGGUGCCCAGGCUGGCAGCCCCAAGAGCAGAGGCGGGCAGGGCAGGGAGUGUGGGGACCCAGGAGGGGGCUGUCUAGGGCUGGGGGAUGGAGUCCCGUGCAGCGCCCCAGGAGGGACCGUGUCGGAGGGUGACCCAGAGCGGGCAGCGAGGAGGAGGAGGUACCCGGCCCCCGGGGGGAGCUCGCAGGAAGGAAGUGGAGGAGAAGGCCCAAGGGAACCAAAGAGGCCGUGCUGCCCCUCAGGGGACGAGGAGGUGGACUGGGAGCCGCUGGCCAAGUUCCGAGCAGCCUGCGGGCCAGAACUGGCGGAGCUGGUGGCCGAAGAGCUGGCCUUCGCCCGGCAGCACGGGACCCGCGGUUUCCACUGGACCGGGGCUGGCUUCGCCCUGCAGGACGGCACCUCGGACUUCUUCCUGGACGGAGCGCUGACGCGCUGCUCCUGCUCCAUCCACGCGGCGCGCCGCCUGCCCUGCCGCCACGUGUUCGCCGCGCGCCUCCUCACCGGGGCAGCCUUAUUCCACAUGGACCUGCUCAGGGAUUGCUGGGGGAGGGCCCCCGAGCCCUGAGCCUGCCGGCCCCUGCCCGUGACCCUCCACGGUGGGGGCGGGAGGGCACGCUUCGAUCCCAAAGAUAACAGGGCUGAGGCCAAGAGGGCCACCCCAUUCUGUCCCCGGCCACCUCCUGGGGUACCCAGGGGCCCCAUCUUGGCAGCUGGCCUCUCUGGAUCCGAGCGGGAGCCGCCAGUGUGAUCUCUGAGGUCCCGUGGCGGAUGGUGGUGGCCAUGGGAUUCUCCCUCGGAGAGGAAAGGUGGGGUGAGAGAGUGUAGACAGGGUCAGGUCGAGACAGGAGAAGGAAGGGGAUAGAGCUGGGGGAGGGGAGGACACCAGGAUGUGGGGAGAGCCUGGCAGGAGGAGGGAGAAAAGCAAAGGGGGAUGAAGGAGAGGGGAGGGGAGGCAGGACAAAGGAGACAUGGAGGAGAGAGGACAAGGGAAGAGGCAGAAACGACGAAGAAAUGGAGACAAGCAGGAGGGUUGGAGAGGGUGGGGGAGGGGAGGAGGAUGUGAGGAUGAAGCAGAGGGAAGGGGAAAGGAACCCGCAAAAGAAAGGAAGGGGAGAAAAGAAAUGGGAGGGCGUUGAUCUGGGGAUUUCUCUGAGGCCAGGAGUCUUGGAUCGCCUUCGCCUACUGGUUGGUCAUUCCUGGAAGAGACAGAAUAACAGGGGGGCCCUGGGGGUCUGAUGGGAUGGGCUGGGGGCUCUCCAGCGGGGGAGGGGAACCGUCUGGACUCUGGC